Molecule: messenger RNA, 2848 nt
Organism: Hippocampus comes (tiger tail seahorse)
Lineage: Eukaryota; Metazoa; Chordata; Actinopteri; Syngnathiformes; Syngnathidae
Product: phospholipase D1-like
Exons: 22
Coding region: 131-2650 (839 amino acids)
Biological process (GO): regulation of vesicle-mediated transport; intracellular signal transduction; phospholipid catabolic process
Cellular component (GO): plasma membrane region; intracellular membrane-bounded organelle
Molecular function (GO): D-type glycerophospholipase activity
Source: RefSeq, a predicted model, not a curated record
GAGACAGACGGGAGGGGAGGCCAGGGACAUCCCCACCCUGCCCAGAGGAGGAGGAGACGAGCUGGUUAGGGAGGAGCAAGUGUCCAGCCGCAAGAAACAACUGGAAGAUUACCUCAACAAGCUCCUCAAGAUGCCGACAUAUCGCAACUACCAUGCCAUGAUGGAGUUCAUUGACGUCAGCCAGCUGUCAUUCAUCCAUGAUCUGGGUCCGAAAGGCUUAGAAGGCAUGGUUCUGAAGCGCUCUGGCGGCCAUCGGAUCCCGGGACUCAACUGCUGCGGUCACACCAAAAUGUGUUACCGCUGGUCCAAACGGUGGCUGGUGGUGAAGGACUCGUUCCUGCUGUACAUGAAACCCGACUCGGGCGCCAUUUCCUUCGUGAUGUUGUUCGACAAGGAAUUUAGCGUCAAGAUGGACUCGAAGGACACGGACACACAGCACGGCGUGCGCGUCGACAGCCUGUCCAGGUGCUUAGUGCUGAAGUGCAGCAGCUACCGGCACGCCCGCUGGUGGGGGCAGGCCAUCGAGGGCUUCGUACACAAACACGGCGCCGCCUUCCUCACCGACCAUCGCUUCGGCUCUUUCGCCAGGCAGGAGGAGAACAUCCCCGCCAAAUGGUACGUGAAUGGGAAGACAUACAUGGAAGAUGUGGCCAAUGCUCUCGAGGAGGCCAAAGAAGAAAUCUUCAUCACCGACUGGUGGUUAAGUCCGGAGAUCUUCCUGAAGCGGCCCAUCGUGGAGGGCAACCGCUGGCGUUUGGACCACCUGCUGCGGCGUAAAGCGCUGCAGGGCGUACACAUCUACGUCAUGCUGUACAAGGAAGUGGAGCUGGCGCUUGGUAUCAACUCGGGAUACAGCAAGCUGACGCUACGCCACCUUCACCCCAACAUCAAGGUGAUGCGUCACCCUGACCACGUGUCGUCCGCCGUGUACCUGUGGGCUCAUCACGAGAAGAUAGUGGUCAUCGACCAAUCGGUGGCCUUCGUGGGCGGGAUCGACAUGGCGUACGGUCGCUGGGACGACCGAGAACACAGGCUCACCGACGUGGGGAGUGUCACUUUCUCGCAAACGGAGCAGGUUGAGGCAUCAUCCGCCAACGUGGCCACCCAAGCCAACGGCAAGGGCGACGGCAGCUACGGGAACGCCGCCUUUUCGGCAGACGACACGGUGGUGCAACCGAAGAUCAAAGGUCAGAGCAGAAUGCGGAGGGCCAAAAUGAGCAUCAAGCGCCACCUGCAAAAGCACGGGUUGGCCCACGCCGACAGCGAUGACGAACUUGACCCAGACGCGACAGAAAGCGAGGCGGAGCGGAACCUGCAGUCGUGCGAAGAUGACUUGUGCGGGAACACGCGCUUCUGGCACGGCAAAGAUUACUGCAACUUUGUGCAUAAGGACUGGAUCGAACUGGACAAACCUUUUGAUGAUUUCAUCGACCGUCACGUGACGCCCAGGAUGCCCUGGCACGACAUCUCGUCGGUGGUUCACGGCAAAGCGGCGCGUGACGUGGCCAGACACUUCAUCCAGCGAUGGAACUUCACCAAGAUUGUGAAGCCGAAAUAUCGUUUGUUGUCCUUCCCCUACCUUCUGCCCAAGUCGCACACCACCGCUGGCCAUCAGCGUUACCAAGUCCCCGGGUGCGUCAACACCAAAGUUCAGAUCCUUCGCUCAGCGUCUGACUGGUCGGCCGGCAUCAAGUACCACGAAGAGUCCAUCCACAACGCAUACGUGCAGGUCAUCGAGAAGAGCCAGCAUUUCAUUUACAUCGAGAAUCAGUUCUUCAUCAGCUGUGCAGACAACAGACACGUUUUCAACAAGAUCGGAGACGCCAUCGCUGAACGAAUCAUCAAAGCGCACAGGGAAGGUAAAAAGUACCGCGUGUACGUGGUCACGCCUCUGCUGCCAGGCUUUGAAGGUGAUAUCCGCACCGGGGGAGGAAGCGCCAUCCAGGCCAUCAUGCACUUUAACUACAGGACCAUGAACAGAGGCGACCACUCCAUCAUCUCCCAGCUCAAAAGAGAAAUGGACGACCAGUGGAUCAACUACAUCUCCAUCGCCGGCCUGAGGACGCACGCUGAGCUAGAGGGGAAACUGGUCACCGAGCUCAUCUACGUGCACAGCAAGAUGCUCAUCGCCGACGACAACACCGUCAUCAUCGGCUCGGCCAACAUCAACGACCGCAGCAUGCUGGGAAAGCGGGACAGCGAAGUGGCCGUGAUCGUGGAGGACUCGGAGACGGUGACGUCGGUCAUGGACGGGCUGAAGUACCAGGCGGGACGCUUCGCGCUGCACCUUCGCGUCGAGUGCUUCAAGACGAUUUUGGGCGCUCACACCGAUGCCAGCAUCGACGUGUCGGACCCCAUCAGCGAUCAGUUCUACAAGGAAGUCUGGAUGACCACAUGCGCCCGCAACGCGACCAUCUACCAGAAGGUGUUCCGCUGCCUCCCGUCCAGCGACGUGCGCAAUAUCCUCGAGCUGGAGGGCUACCUGAGCAAGCCGGGCCUGGACCAGGAAGAUCCGGCCCGAGCCCGAGAGGAGCUCAAGAAGAUCCGCGGCUUCGUGGUGCAGUUCCCUCUGCAGUUCCUCGCCGAGCAGAACCUCCUCCCUCCCAUCGGCUCCAAGGAGGCCAUGGUGCCCAUGGAGGUUUGGACCUGAGGCCCUUCCGGACGGACUCGCGGGACCUUUGCCCUUCCUCUCUCUCCUUCCAGCAAACCUCAAGAACUGAAAAGACUGACGACAGUAGAUGUAACUCGCGGCUCCUAGCCCCUCUUCGCAUGCUCCCAAAGUGCCAAACGGGCACCGACUGUUAAGCCGGCCCACAGGAAGUCGUUUGGUCUCUGGGGAAAAAAAAAA